This is a messenger RNA of Chaetomium strumarium, 1293 nucleotides long. RefSeq lists its product as uncharacterized. The record is from RefSeq and is a predicted model, not a curated record. The transcript is spliced from 3 exons. NCBI's taxonomy places the organism in Eukaryota, Fungi, Ascomycota, Sordariomycetes, Sordariales, Chaetomiaceae. The coding region runs from base 329 to 1207 and encodes 292 amino acids.
GGCCGACUCAUGGCAAGAACCACCCACCUCAAUUUUGAACUACCUUCAGAAGCAGACACCAUCCACGAUGAACUGCAAUCAUGUGGUGCACAUUGUACGCUGCAGACAGUGCAGUGCCCGAAAGAUCUUGCGGCAAGAUUCGUCCCUUAACCUUUGCCAACGACGGAUCGGAUGACCGCUGCUGCUAUCUUUACUAGUCUUGCACUUGAGAUACCAUGGACGCUGAGAAACCUUCAACCCAAGCACUCCGCAGCACAAGCACGGUUCGAGGAUCUGCAAGACUAGACGUCCAAAAGCCGAGAACAAAGAACUCCUGACGACGAGAGGAAUGGCGAACCCAGCACCGUUAUCAUUUGGAAUCGUGGCACGCCGCAAAUGUAUCUGCCACGUCGACUGCCCCCAGGCUGUAAGAAGAGCGGUGCACGCCAUCGGAGAAGUUGCCAUGUUCAGAGAUCGACCCUCGGAACCAGUGCCCUCUUUUUCGACCACCCACGUUCCACGACGCACAGCCACUGGCCCUCGUCCUCCCGGAGCCACGGCCCAGGACACGCCGACCUGGCGGGUUCCGUCGACGAUGGCAAUGCGAUCCCGGCACGCCGAGGGCGAUCUCCACUUCGGCGCAGAGUCGCAGACACCUGUGCGCAGCGACGUGCGGAGGUCUCUCGGCGCUCUCCCACCUCGAUCAUGCCUGAUCCCUGAAGACGCUCACGCACUCGCCCAUCGUGGGCUUCACAGGCCGGCGCCGGGCCACACGACAGCUGUUUCCUCGUCUGCCUCCAACAGUAGACGCAUCCUUCCGGGAUCUUCGCUGUUUCCGCAGUUUAUCUGCGGCUUGAAUGCUGCCGUGGUCAAGUACGGCAGGGCAGCGAAUUGGGCGACAUUGGGGUCAGGUGAAGCCGCAGGAACGACGAUGGUGCCGCUAUCAAGUUACCCGACAACCAUCGUUGACCGUGGAUAUAUAUUCGACACUACGUCGGCAUGCGGAUACAUCCCAUCACUCGUUAGGUCCGAGCUGAUUAUCUCGCUCCGGCUCGACGCUCGUUUCCCUGACCGACCAGCGUGGCGGACCGUCCAGUUCCCGCGCCAGCGCCGUUCGUUGUUAUCCCACGUCGACGGGCAUCGCGUUCGCUUGUCGCCGCCUGGGCCUCCCCCCGGAGCCGGAUCGAUCGAGCAGCUGAAAAGCCUGUCGUGGACCAUCACGAUUUAAGGCACUGGACUUCUUGGAGUUAGGGCCGACACAGAACAUCGUUGUGACGAAGUCGAAAGGAGAAGGAAGGAAGAAGGGCAUCCGAU